GAGGAUAAAUGUAAGGUCCUCAUUCGACAACCGAUAGGUGACGCUAUUCCUGAAAUAGCAAUCCUAGGCAGAACAUACAAAACGACGGAACCGUUACGCUACUUGGGGGUGUUCCUAACUGCGAAGCUAGAGCGCCCUAUGACCGUUCGAACACGCUGUCGGAAAGCCGUGCGCCUGUCCAAGGUGGUAUUAGGAUUUCUAAAAAAAUAUCGACCUAGCUGGAAAGUUGCGCAGAUGAUCUACGGAUCGGUCAUAGCGCCCUCGAUGCUGUAUGGGACCCAGGUGGCGGUACUGACCAAGUAUAGUAGAAGAUCGAUAAGAGGCUACGAACGACAAAUUGUACAAUCAAUGGCCAAACUUUGCCGAGACACUCAACAUCUUAACCAACCCGUCAGCAAGUUGCUAUCAAAGAAGAGGAUAACAAAGAAGAUAAGGCUGUAUCAGAUGCGCUGGUUUGGGCAUGUAAGACGUCGUCCAGCAAAUCAUCCGCUUCGUGUUGCCCUCAACCUCAGGGCAAGGCGCCUACGGUCCUGCCGGCCAGGUUUUACUAUGUGGGACAUGAUCAAGCAAAACAUUUCAAGGUACGGCAACGCGGACUAUCAGUUUUGGUGGCAUCUGGCUCUCGACAAAGAAAAGUACAACCAAGAACUUCAGAAGAUCUACGAACAAGACGAGUCCGACAGCAGCAGUUGGGAAAGUGAAGACGAAGAGGAGUGCUGAACGCUGUUACGUAGGUGGCGCAAUGCAACAUAGAGUCGAUCAAGUUGGAAGGGC
Messenger RNA from Culex quinquefasciatus (southern house mosquito), 774 nucleotides. RefSeq lists its product as uncharacterized. The transcript has 2 exons. The record is from RefSeq and is a predicted model, not a curated record. Lineage: Eukaryota; Metazoa; Arthropoda; Insecta; Diptera; Culicidae. The coding region runs from base 139 to 720 and encodes 193 amino acids.